CUCCCUUCGCUUUCUCCUAUCCACCAUGGUCCUCUCGAAACACCUCAAUGCAAGCAACCUCGUCAAACAGGCGCAGGACCAUCCCAGCCACAAAAUCGUGCACAGCUCGACGGGACAUGAAGCCACUUACCCAUACGGCGCUCGCUAUGGUGUGCAGCCCAUCCCGAAGUACAAGUUACCCUCUAAGGGCACCGACGCAGAGUCCGCGUACCAGCUCAUUCACGAUGAGCUCGCGCUCGACGGAAACCCCGGUCUAAAUCUUGCAUCUUUCGUGCACACUUGGAUGCCCCCCCAGGCUGACAAGCUUAUGAUGGAGAAUAUCUCCAAGAACCUCAUUGACCAAGACGAGUAUCCUAUGACUCAGGUUUUGCACACCCGCUGCGUCUCAACUCUCGCCGAUCUGUGGCACGCCCCCCACGCCCAGCAGGCCAUCGGCACCGCCACUACUGGCUCCUCAGAGGCCAUCCAGCUCGGUGGUCUUGCCAUGAAACGCCGCUGGCAGGAGAAGCGCAAGGCCGCUGGCAAAUCCAUUCACGAGCCCGGCCCCAACAUCGUCAUGGGUGCCAAUGCUCAGGUCGCCCUUGAAAAGUUCGCUCGUUACUUCGACGUCGAGACCCGUCUCGUCCCCAUCUCGGAGGAGCGUAAGUACUGCCUGGACCCCAAGAAGGCCAUGGAGUAUGUUGAUGAGAACACUAUCGGCGUGUAUGUGAUCCUCGGCAGCACCUACACUGGCCAUUAUGAGCCUGUCAAAGAAAUGGCAGCUCAUCUUGACGAGUACGAGGCUCGGACGGGCCACUCGGUCCCCAUCCAUGUUGAUGGCGCGUCCGGUGGCUUCGUUGCGCCGUUCGCGACGCCCAAGCUCGAGUGGGAUUUCCGCAUUCCACGUGUCGUCUCGAUAAACACGUCGGGGCACAAGUUCGGUCUAUCGUACGUUGGCGUCGGCUGGGUCGUCUGGCGCUCGAAGGAAUUCCUGCCUAAGGGCCUGAUUUUCGAGCUGCACUACCUUGGUUCUGUCGAGUAUUCGUUCUCGCUCAACUUCUCGCGGCCCGCGCACCCUAUCAUCGCGCAAUACUUCAACUUUAUACACCUCGGAUUUGAGGGUUACCGCCAGGUCGCCCUCGCGGACCUCAAGAAUGCACGCCUACUGAGCCGCGCGCUCGAGAACAGUGGCUUGUUCACUGUACUGAGCGACAUCCAUCGGCCUGCCAAGGGACUGCUGAGUAGUGCAAAGCAGACCGUCGCGUUCGACGAGGAAAAUGUUGAGAACUAUGUACCCGGCCUGCCUGUCGUCUCCUUCCGCUUCUCGGACGAGUUCCGGCAGAAGAACCCGGACGUUGAACAGCGCUGGGUGCAAACGCUGUUGCGCGCGAAGGGAUGGAUUGUGCCCAACUACGAGCUCGCGCCGGACAUGCAGGACGUGCAGAUCCUGCGUGUUGUCGUACGCGAGAGCACAAGCGCCGUCAUGAUUGAUCGUCUCGUAUCGGAUAUCCUCGAGGUUACAGAGGGCCUUGCGAAGGCGGACUCGCCGAUGCAAGCGCUGAACAACCUUCAGUCGCGCAACACCGUCGAGGGGCACCAUGGGAAGCUCGAUGAGGGCUCGGGUAGCAAGUCUAGCGGCACAUACGCGAAGCAGUGCUAAGUCCAUAGCACAGUCACAGGGUUCAUCGUGUAAUCAACAAAAGACUGACGGACGGUUAUGCCGUGUAAAACAAAAAUGUAAGAUAACGGGGCCUCGCGAUGUUGUAUGACUAUUGUAGCUGUUGUGAUC
Molecule: messenger RNA, 1768 nt
Organism: Postia placenta MAD-698-R-SB12
Lineage: Eukaryota; Fungi; Basidiomycota; Agaricomycetes; Polyporales; Adustoporiaceae
Exons: 8
Coding region: 26-1639 (537 amino acids)
Biological process (GO): L-glutamate catabolic process
Cellular component (GO): cytosol
Molecular function (GO): pyridoxal phosphate binding; glutamate decarboxylase activity
Source: RefSeq, a predicted model, not a curated record